AUGAAUCCCUGGCGAGGAGUGGACAAGGAUGCUGCAGCAGCUGCAGUAGGAGAGGGGGCUGGGCUCGUGGGUGCUGCUGUAGCUGCAGGUGAAAACAACAACAGCAUUGCCGGGAAGAGGGAAAAACACGCAAUGAGCACUAUCGCGCUUCUGAGGCUGCUGCAGCAGCCACAGGAGGAGCGGGGGAAGGGCUCGUGGGUGCUGCAGCUGAAGAAGGAUCUGCAGAGUAAAACAGCAACAGCAGUGAAAGCAGGAGGGAAAAGAUUCAAUGAGCUCAAGGGCCCUGGCGAGAGGUGGGUGAGGAUGGGGCAGGAGGAGGAGGAGAGGGGGCCGGGCUCGUGGGUGCUGCUGCACCUGAAGAAGGACCUGCAGAGGGAAAAAAACAUCGCCAGUGAGCAGCAGGAGGAGGAGGAGGAGGAGGAGGAGGAGGAGGAGGAGGAGGAGGAGGAGGAGGAGGAGGAGGAGGAGGAGGAGCGGGGGCUGGGCUCGUGGGUGCUGCUGCCGGAUUUUCUGCAGCACGCACAUGUUAUCUCACGCACAGUUCUUUAG
Molecule: messenger RNA, 549 nt
Organism: Closterium sp. Naga37s-1
Lineage: Eukaryota; Viridiplantae; Streptophyta; Zygnematophyceae; Desmidiales; Closteriaceae
Source: the annotation of a GenBank genome assembly